Messenger RNA from Nerophis lumbriciformis (worm pipefish), 777 nucleotides. The record is from RefSeq and is a predicted model, not a curated record. Lineage: Eukaryota; Metazoa; Chordata; Actinopteri; Syngnathiformes; Syngnathidae.
AUGGCUGUGAAUGUCUACUCCACCUCGGUGACGAGUGACAACUUGAGUCGCCAUGACAUGCUAGUGUGGAUCAACGAUUCCCUCAAGAUGAAUCUUACGAAGAUCGAGAUGUUGUGUUCUGGUGCUGCUUACUGUCAAUUCAUGGACCUGUUGUUCCCGGGCUGUUUGAUUUUGAAGAGAGUGAAAUUUGGGGCCAAGCUGGAGCACGAGUACAUCCACAACUUCAAGCUACUCCAGUCUGCCUUUAAAAAGAUGUCCAUUGACAAAAUUAUUCCAGUGGACAAGUUGGUGAAGGGGAAGUUUCAAGACAACUUUGAGUUUGUGCAAUGGUUCAAGAAGUUUUUCGAUGCCAACUACAACGAGAGAGAGUACGACCCCGUUGAGGCCCGGCAGGGCCAGGAUACUGCACCUUUGCCAAACGCCAGCACAUCAGCAUUUAACAAGGCUCCGAAGAAGGCCUUCAGCCGGGCUCCUGGGAAGCCGCCAGUUGCCACAGUCGCCCCCAAGGUGAUGCCAAUUGCAAGCAGGAAGUCCCCGAGUGCCACUGGCAACAGGGAUGAGGCAGAAGUCCUCUCAGAAAUGGAAGAUCUGAGGUGUACCAUUCAGGACAUAGAGAAGGAGAGAGAUUUUUACUUCGGAAAGCUGCGGAACAUUGAACUAAUUUGCCUGGAAAAUGAAGGGCAGGGCGAUCCUGCACUGCAGAAGAUAGUGAAAAUCCUCUAUGCUGUAGAUGAGGGUUUUGAGAUCCCUGAUGUCGAAGAGCCAGAGGAGUUUUAG